AUGGAGCGCAACAUGAGGUCCGCGGAACCCGCCGACAGACUGCCAAUUGACCCCGUCCAGCAGUGCCUCGAAUGGAACAGCCAGUUUCCUGAGAUUGUUGACACGACCAUCCACCAAUUGAUCGAAGCCCAGGCAGAGGCUCGGCCAGAGGCUGUAGCUAUCCGCGCUUGGGAUCGCGAGCUUACCUACAGCGAGCUCGACCGCGCCGCCAACCGCCUAGCAAACUACUUGGUUAGCCAAUUGAAGGUGAAGCUCGAGGAGAUUGUUCACGUGUGCUUCGAGAAGACAGCAUGGUACUUUGUGGCCAUUCUGGCCAUCAACAAGGCCGGUGCCGUUUGGGCCCCGCUCGAUCCCUCACAUCCUUCUCAGCGCUGUCAGCAAAUCAUAUCGCAAACCAAGGCGCGGAUUAUCCUUUCAUCACCGAGCAAUGCUGAGCUGUGCGGCAGCCUUGUUGAGACCGUGGUUGAGGUCACGCCACGAUUCGAUGUUCAACUGAAGCGCGAUGCAAGCGCCAGCGAGAAAGGACCGGACUCUGGAGUCGGGCCCAGGAACGCAGCGUACAUUCUCUUCACAAGUGGCAGUACAGGAACGCCAAAGGGCUUUGUGAUGGAACACGGGUCGGUGUGCACCAGUCAGACAGCCAUUGGACGUCGCCUAGGUCUCUCGUCCGACGUACGGAUACUUCAGUUUGCGACCUUUGUCUUUGAUCUCUCUAUCGGUGAGAUCAUUGGACCACUAAUAUUCGGUGCCACCUUGUGUGUGCCAUCCGACGAGACCCGGAUGAACGGGCUCCCUCAGUUCAUCCACGACCAGAAUAUUAACUGGGCCUAUCUGACCCCGGCGUUCACUCGCACGCUCAACCCCGAUGACUUUCCUGGGCUUGAACUGUUGCUGCUUGCCGGCGAAGCUGUCGGAAGAGACGUCCUGGAGACGUGGUUCGGCAAGGUUCGCUUGAUCAACGGUUGGGGACCAGCAGAGACCUGUGUGUUCUCAACGCUACAUGAAUGGAAGUCAGUCGCCGAGUCCCCAUUGACCGUGGGCACGCCCAUAGGUGGACUGUGCUGGAUCGUUGACCCAGAGGACCCUUCGAAAUUGUGCCCUAUUGGUGCUGAGGGUGAGGUUAUGAUCCAGGGUCCUACUAUUACACGUGAGUAUCUCGCGGAUCAGGAAAAGACCGAAAAGUCUAUGGUCCGAAUACUGCCUGCCUGGGCCCCCAAGCGCGACUCGCCGUACUACAACAGGCUCUACAAGUCCGGCGACUUGGCAACGUAUAACGAGGAUGGAACGAUCAAAUUCGCCAGCCGGAAGGAUACACAGGUCAAGAUCCGUGGCUUGCGCGUUGAGUUGGGCGAGGUUGAGCACCACGUGCGGACGAGAUUGCAAGGCGCACGCCAGGUGAUUGUGGACGUGCUCAAGUCCGACAGGAGCGUAACUCUGGUGGCCUACUUUUGUUUCAGCGAAGAUACUCGACCCAGCGCCACCAUGUAUGAUACGCCCAACAACGACGACAAUACCGUUUUCCUACCGAUCGAUGCCGACCUCGAGAAACAAAUAAACACCAUGACCCACGAAAUCAGCUCGAUGCUCCCGAACUACAUGAUUCCCACUCUCUUCAUUCCUUGCCGCUAUAUGCCUCUGAUCACCUCAACCAAGGUUGAUCGCAAGGGUCUCCAGGCCAAGACGGCCAGCCUCAGCCAGCAGGAUCUGGCUGCUUAUUCACUUCAAAACACUGACAAGACUCCGCCUCAAACACCAAUGGAGUUCCGUCUCCAGAAGAUCUGGGCACAAAUCCUGAUGCUGGAUGCAGACACAAUUGGGCGCGAUGAUAACUUUGUCCGGUUCGGUGGUGAUUCGAUUGCUGGUAUACGCUUGGUGAACACGGCUCGGGCUGAAGGGAUCCUUCUCCAGGUGAAAAAGAUCUUUGACGAUCCGCGCUUGUCCGCCAUGGCGGCUACUGCCGUCGAGCUCGACGCCGCGAACUUGGCGGAUGGUGAAAUCGGCCCCUUUAGUCUCAUCUCCCCUGGUCUUCGGGAUAGUGUCACAAGCGAGGAAGUUUACAAGCAGUGCCGUCUCGACAAGGAGCACAUCAUUGAAGAUGCUUAUCCCUGCUCGCCGCUUCAGGAGGGACUUAUGGCUUUGGCAUUGAAGAAUCCGGGCUCCUACAUCGCCAAGUGGAUCUACAGACUCCAGCCAGAAACCGAUGUUGCCCGUUUCAAGCUCGCGUGGGAGAAGACGGUCGAAUCAUGUACCAAUCUACGAACGCGUAUUGUUCAUCUACACGAAGCAACCACACAGAUCGUCAUCAAGAACGACUUUUCGUGGGAGCCCACCAACGGCAUGAAUCUCAAGGAGUUUGUAAAAUCGACUGAAGCGAUCACCAUGGGAUACGGCUCGCGCCUGAAUCGUCACGCUCUCGUCCAAGGCCCUGGAGGAGCGACGUAUUUCAUCUGGAUCGGCCACCACACCGUGUACGAUGGUUGGACCAUUCGUCUCAUGCUGGGUACGAUGCAGGAUAUGUACCAGGACACGUCGUCAGUGAGCCUCGCCCCUUACCCAGGCUUUGCUCAGUACGUUCACAAUCUGGAUGACGAUGAAAUGUCCGACUAUUGGCGGUCCCAGCUUCAAGGCGCAAACAGGGCUGCUUUCCCCCCGAACCCUCGUGCCUCCGAUGAUGCCGAUCCCAACGAGCUCACCAAAUCAUACAGCAAGAAGAUUGCCUUUGCUGAUCUGGAAGAUAUGUCUGUGACUAAGGCUACCAUUCUGCGAGCCGCCUGGGCCAUGCUCAUCGGCCGCUACUCUGACUCCGACGACGUGUGCUUCGGUUCGACUGUAUCUGGCAGACAGGCACCAGUCAAUGGAAUCGAGACCAUGCCCGGUCCAGCUAUUGCUACCGUACCUGUCCGCAUCCGCUUUGAUCAGGACGACUCCACACUCAACUUCCUUCUCAACGUACAGGAGCAGUCUCUGGAUAUGAUCGCCUAUGAGCAGUACGGUUUACAGAACAUCGCGAAGGUCAGCGCUGAUGCACGCGAUGCCUGCAACUUCUCCAGUCUGCUCGUGCUCCAGCCCAUGAAAUAUCUCACAGGUAUGGCGGAAGACCUGGUGCAACAAAGCAGCGACGAGGGGGAGCCCAUUGAGGAACUUCCAGAAGGUUAUUUCAACUACCCUCUCGUUGCUCAGGCUUACGUCUACGAUGAUUACAUCAAUCUCGUCUUCACCUACAAGUCCGAUGUUCUGACCGAGUCCGACCUGUACGCUCUCGCCAAUCAGUAUGAUAAUAUCGUGCAGCAGCUGUCUGUUCAGCGCGAUACCCCUCUGGCUGCAGUGGACAUGGCCGGCCGCUUUGACCUUGAAAAGGCCCUCGUGUUCAACCCCGAAGCGCCCCAGGUUGUAGACUCGUGUGUCCACCUCCUGAUCGAGGACCAGGCCCGAAUGCGACCUGAUGCGCCAGCCAUUGUGGGCUGGGACCAAGAAUUCACCUACGCUGAAUUGAACGCGGCCGCCAACAGACUUGCCCAUUACAUUCAGAGAAGCUUCGGUGUGCAAACUGGCGACCUUGUGCACGUGUGCUUCGAGAAGUCUGCGUGGCAUUUUGUGGCUAUUCUAGCCAUUAACAAGGCUGGCGCCGCUUGGGUGCCGCUCGAUCCAGGCCAUCCAGCCCAGCGUCAACAACAGGUUGUCUCUCAGACUCGUGCCAAGCUGGCCUUGGCGUCCAAGCUUCACGGCGUAGUAUGUGAAGGCUUCCUUGAGUCGGUCCUCGAGGUCUCCCCUGAGCUGGACGCCAAAUUGGACAUGAAGUAUCCCGACACCGCGAUGAAGGCUCCCACAACCAUGGUCACGCCUCGUGACGCGGCUUACGUGCUGUUUACCUCAGGCUCGACAGGCACACCCAAGGGUCUAGUUAUGGAGCAUGGGUCUGUUUGCAGCAGUCAAACCGCGAUUGGCCGCAGGCUGCGUAUCACACCCGAGGUCAGGAUGUUGCAGUUCGCGGCCUUCGUUUUCGACUUGUCCAUUGGAGAAAUCUUCGGCCCAUUGAUCCACGGCGGUUCCGUCGUGAUUCCCUCUGAUGAAACUCGAAUGAACGGAAUCAAGGAAUUUAUCAACAAGAAGAAGGUUAACUGGUCAUACCUGACGCCUUCAUUCGCGCGUACCUUGUCUCCUCAGGAUGUCCCAUCGCUCGACCUGCUUCUCUUCGCCGGUGAAGCUGUUCCUCACGAUGUCUUUCAGAAGUGGGUUGGUUCUGUUCGCUUGGUCAAUGGCUGGGGGCCUGCAGAGACCUGCUGUUUUAGCACGCUUCACGAGUGGAAGAGCGCUAAUGAGUCGCCAUUGAAUAUUGGCCGGCCCGUUGGCGCGUUCUGCUGGAUCGUGGACCCCAAAGACCCCCAGAAGAUUGCUCCCUUCGGGACCUUAGGUGAGGUCAUGCUGCAGGGCCCGACUCUUCUUCGCGAAUAUCUGGACGACCCUCAGAAGACCGACGCAGCUUCUGUCACCUCGUUGCCCGAAUGGACGCCGCUGCGCAAUCAGUUCCAGCGCUUCUUCAAGUCGGGCGAUCUCUGCUCGUACAACGCCGACGGCACGAUAGAGUUCUCUUCUCGCAAGGACACCCAAGUCAAAAUCCGCGGUCUUCGUGUCGAACUCGGUGAAGUUGAACACCAUAUACGCGAGAAGCUUGCUGGUGCAAAGCAGGUUGCCGUGGAUGUGUUCAGAACAGAAGCUGGUGCCAACUUGGUGACCUACUUCUCCUUCAACGACGACACGAAGACGGCGAUCGGCUCGGAAGAGAGGGUCUUCUUGCCCUUGGAAAAGGACUUGCAGAACCAGCUUAGUAGCAUGGUAAGCGAGUUGAGCGUCACGCUGCCCCGCUAUAUGAUUCCGACCUUGUUUAUCAACUGCGAGUUCAUGCCAUUCAUCACCUCGACCAAGCUGGAUAGGAAGGGUCUGCAACAGCGUCUCAAUGGAUUGAGCAAGGACGACUUGGCGUCUUAUUCGCUUGUCAACAGCGAAAAGCGUGCCCCAGAGACGGAGAUGGAGGUCCGCAUGCAGCAGAUGUGGGCAGAGAAGCUGAACCAAGCACCUGAAGGCAUUGGCCGGGACGAUAGCUUCUUGGCUAUCGGCGGUGACUCAAUCGCUGCCAUCUACCUGGUCACUGCUCUUCGGGAGCAAGGUCUUUUGCUUACUGUCAAAGACAUCUUCGACGACCCUCGCCUAGUCUCUGUGGCCGCCAAAUGCCAGCUUGCCGAUGAGGACACUCCUGACCUUACCAACGUGCCACCAUUCAGUCUUCUGGAGCAGUUUAUGGCUGAAAAUGUAGCGGAAGCCGCCCACAAGCAAUGUGGUCUUUCCAGCAACCAGCGGAUUGAGGACGCGUACACAUGUACAGCCCUGCAGGAAGGUCUCAUGGCCUUGUCACUGAAGCAGCCCGGAUCCUACAUCGCCAAGUGGGUAUACAAACUUGGCGAGAACACGGAAGUUGAGGCCUUCAAAAAGGCCUGGGAGCUCACCAUCAAGGCUUGCCCCAAUCUACGCACACGCAUGAUUCAGGUUCUCGGGACCACAGUGCAGGCCGUGGUUACUGAUGAUGUAGCCUGGGAGCCCACGGAGGGUAUGGACCUGAAUACUUUCCUCGCCAACGCUCAAGCUAUGCAGAUGACCUUUGGUGAUCGUCUUAGCCGUUAUGGAGUUGUUCAAGGGGACGAUGGCGGUCAUUACUUUGUCUGGAUCGCCCACCACGCUAUCUACGAUGGCUGGACGAUGCGUUUGAUGCUGAGCACCCUUGCCGACUUCUAUCAAGGGUUCGAGACAUUGGCCUUGAAGCCUUACGCCAGUUUCAUCAAAUAUGUCAAGUCCAUGGAUACGGACGCCGCCAAGAAGUACUGGUCACAGCAGCUUGAUGAUGCGAAGAAGGCUAGCUUUCCUCACACCUCCAAAUCCGGCUCCAAGAAGGACAAGGUCACGCGCAUCAUGCGGACACACAUCGAGUUCCCCGACACGACAGGCUCGUCGGUCACUAGAGCCACCCUCAUUCGUGCCGCUUGGGCUGUCGUUCUAGGUAGGUAUUGCAACAUGGACGACAUCACCUUCGGCACGACUGUGUCUGGCCGUCAAGCCCCUGUACCAGACAUUGGCGAGAUGCCUGGCCCAAUGGUGGCCACGAUUCCUGUUCGCGUUCGUCUCAACGCUAAGCAGCCUGUUUCCGACUUUUUGAAGAACAUCCAAAGCCAAGCAUCCGAAAUGAUUACGUACGAGCAGUUUGGCAUGCAAAACAUUGCCAAGAUUAGCCCCGAUGCACAGGACGCUUGCGACUUUAGCAGCCUGUUGGUCGUGCAGCCCUUCCAGCAGAUGUCAGCAGUUGGCGCACAUUCCCAUGCCGUCCUCGAAAUGGACUCAUCCGUCAAGAAUGGCACCGAGGACACUCUCGAGGGCUAUUUUAGCUAUCCGCUUGUAGUCCAAGGCGAGGUGUCUGACAGCCACGUCGACCUUGUGCUUACCUACGAUUCCGAGAUCCUUGAGGAGUCCCAGAUGACCCGUCUCUCCCACCAGUUUGGUCACGUCGUCCAGGCCUUGUCUGCACAGGACGAUCGCCCUCUCGGCGACGUAUCUGUGGCAUCAGGCGAAGACCUCGAACAAGCUCUGAAGUACAACCCUGAGAUGCCGGAAAUCGUGGACUCGACUUUGCAUGAGCUUAUUGCCCAGCAGGCAGAGAUCCGCCCUGAUGCCGUUGCCAUUAGUGCCUGGGACUUGGAGUUGACAUACAAAGACUUUGAUGCGUCCGCCAAUCGUCUAGCGCACCAUCUGGUUGGCCUUGGCGUCAAGUCCGGCGAUCUCGUGCACGUCUGUUUCGAGAAGUCUGCCUGGCACUUUGUCUCCAUCCUCGCUACCAUGAAAGCCGGCGCAGCUUGGGUGCCCUUGGACCCUGGUCACCCAGUGCAACGCCAGCAACAGGUUGUGAAGCAGACUGGCGCUACCUUGGCUCUUGCCAGUCCUUCUAAUGUCGCCUUGUGCGAGGGCUUACUGGAAAAGGUCCUCGAGGUUACACCCGAGCUUGAUGCUAUUCUUUCAGAAAACCCCGAUCUGAGCGGCAGUGCUCCCCAGACCGAUGCCAACCAUCGCAACGCUGCCUAUGUAUUGUUCACCUCAGGAAGUACCGGCACACCCAAGGGCCUUGUUAUGGAGCAUGGGUCCGUUUGCACGUCCGCUCGUGCUAUUGGCAAGAGACUGAACCUUACCGCUGAUGUGCGCAUGCUUCAAUUCGCAGCGUUCGUCUUUGAUCUUUCGAUCGGCGAGAUUUUCGGUCCCUUGACGCACGGAGGAAGCCUCUGUAUCCCUUCAAACCAGGACCGUCUAAAUAACCUGUCUGGCUUCAUUCGCGACAGAAAAGUCAACUGGGCCUAUUUAACCCCUGCAUUUGCCCGAACACUUAGCCCGAAGGACCUGCCGUCACUUGAAUUGCUCCUCUUCGCCGGCGAAGCGGUGGGCCGUGACGUAUUUGAGCAGUGGGUAGGCAAGGUCCGUCUUGUCAACGGUUGGGGCCCGGCCGAGACCUGCUGUUUCUCGACCUUGCACGAGUGGAAGUCUAUCGACGAGUCACCCCUUACAGUCGGCCGUCCCGUUGGUGGUUACUGCUGGGUUGUUGAUCCAGAAGACCCCAGCAAGCUAGCUCCGAUCGGCACCAGCGGCGAAGUCGUGAUCCAAGGACCAACACUCUUGAGGGAAUACCUCGCAGACCCUGAAAAGACUAAGGCCGCGAUUGUGCCCACGCUCCCGGAGUGGGCUCCUCGCCCAGACGAAGCACACUGGAGCCGCUUUUACAAGUCCGGUGACUUGUGUACCUAUAAUUCCGACGGAACCAUUGAAUUCGCUUCUCGCAAGGAUACACAGGUCAAGAUUCGUGGUCUCCGUGUCGAGCUUGGAGAAGUCGAAUAUCACGUGCGUAGCUCUCUUAAGGGCGUCAAGCAGACAGCGGUCGAUGUUUUCAAGACCGAUGCUGGUGCGACGCUUGUGGCCUAUUUCUGUUACAACGAGGAAACGCGCCAGGCCGGAGCCACAAACGACGUAUUUGCCCCGUUAACUAAGGAGAUACAGGGCCAGGUGACGGAGAUGAUCGGACAGUUGAGCGUGUCACUUCCCCGUUACAUGAUUCCCACGCUUUUCAUUCCUUGCUCUUAUAUGCCUGUUAUUACAUCGACCAAGUUGGAUCGCAACAAGUUGAAGACUUUCACAGCUGCCCUCUCGGAUGAGAAGCUCACUCAAUAUGCCCUUGACGAUGCCGAGAAACGCGCCCCUGAAACAGCCAUGGAGAAGCGGUUGGUCGAGCUGUGGGCAACGAUCCUCAAGAAGCCCGUCUCAGCUAUUGGUCGCGACGAUAACUUCCUGCGCAUCGGCGGAGACUCGAUUGCUGCUAUGCAACUUGUGGCUCAGGCUCGAGAGUCUGAACUUGGCCUAACGGUCAAGGACAUCUUUGACGACGCUCGCUUGUCGGCUGUCGCUCUCAAAGCUGUGGAAUUGGAAGACGAGGAAAUUCACGGUCAAAUCAAGCCGUUUAGCCUGCUGAGCGAUGCUCAACGCACAGCCGUCAUGGCUGAGGCCACUCGCGAGAAAUGUGACUUGAUUUCCUCGCAGAAGGUCGUGGAUGCCUAUCCUUGUACUGCCCUUCAGUCAGGCCUCAUGGCCCUGACCAUGCAGACACCCAGCGCCUAUGUCGUCAAGCACGUGUAUAAAAUCGCCGAGCUGGCCGACAUUUCGCAGUUCAAGGCUGCUUGGGAAGAGACCAGCCGCACCUGUGAAAACCUGCGUACCCGCAUUGUUGAUAUUGACGAUACGCCCCUCCAAAUCGUUCUGAACGAUGAUAUUGCUUGGGAAGACACCCACGGCAUGGGCAUCGAUGAGUACAUGUCAUCUACCAAGACCAUUACUAUGACAUACGGGUCCCGGCUUGCGCGGUUUGCUAUUGUCAAGGACGGUGAAGAGCACUACUUUGUACAGAUCUUCCACCACUCAGUCUUCGACGGCUGGUCGCGAGGUAUCCUUCUUGAUGUCCUACAGUCCCAUUAUCUCGAGGAACCACUCCCAAGCCUGAUCCCUUACGUCAACUUCAUCAAGCACGCCACCCAGCUAGACGAGAUGGUUGCUGCCGAUUAUUGGAAGAACCAUCUGGAGAACUCUAAAGCCUCCGUGUUCCCCGAACUGCCCACCGACGAAGCGCACAAGUACGUGACGCGCAGCUUCUCGAAGCGCGUGAGGAUUCCAGACACCGCCACCGCUACAGUGACACGUGCUUCAGUCAUCCGUGCCGCCUGGGCCUUCGUCCUUGCUCGUUACAGCGAGACGGAGGACAUUGUGUUCGGUGCCACUGUGUCUGGCCGCAAUGCACCUGUCCCUGGUCUCGAGUCUGCACCAGGACCCGCAAUCGCAACGGUGCCUGUUCGUGUACGGAUUGAUGCCUCUCAGGCGAUUCCAGACUUCCUCCAAGGAAUCCAGAGCCAAGCGCUCGAGAUGACCUCCUACGAGCAGUAUGGACUCCGCAACAUCACUCGACUCAGCCCAGACAUCAAGGACAGCUGCAACUUCAGCAGUCUCAUCGCUGUGCAGCCUGCUGAUCAGGACAUUAUUGCCAACAAUGAAAUCCUUUCAUUCGCCGAAGAGAAGAUCGGUGAUGCUAUGGACAGCUACUUCAACUACCCGCUAGUUCUGGAGGCCUUCCUGGAAGAGGAGUCCAUCAAUCUCCACAUGACAUACGAUGCUUCGGUUGUUAGCGAGCACAGGCUCGAGGCUCUCAGCAACCACAUGGACCAUGUCAUUCAGCAGUUCUUCACACAGGACACACCCCUGGGCGACGUCACUCUGACUGGGCCAUGGGACGUGCAGCUACUCAAGGAAUGGAACUCGGAGUCGCAUCCCAUUAUCGAAUCAACUGUCCCCGAACUCAUCGCCCGUAAGGCCGCUGAGGUUCCUGACGAGGAAGCCAUCUUCUCUACAGAAGCAUCCUUGUCGUAUGCUCGUUUCGAGGAGCUCACCGCAAACUUCGCAGCGUAUCUUGCUUCCCUUGGCGUUCGCAGGGGUACCUACGUGCCUUUCUGUAUGGAGAAAUCAGCCUGGGCUAUCGUCGCGCUCAUCGGCAUCCUGAAAGCCGGUGGUUGCUACAUUGCCCAGGAUCCCGCGCACCCUCGAGCUCGUCGUCAGGAGAUCAUCGACCAGAUCGAUGCCAAGUAUCUCGUCGUGUCGCCCGAUAUUGCCGCUGAGUGCACUGGCAUGACACAGAACGUGAUUGUCAUCACUCGGGAGAUGAUCGACCAGCUGCCUGCCGGUACGCACGACAACCCCAAACCAGAGGAUCCCGCCUACGUACUCUUCACAUCUGGAUCCACUGGGAAACCGAAAGGUAUCGUCGUCGGUCACGGUGCUUGCUGCACCUCUAUCGUUGGCCAGGUGAAGAUUUGCGAGGUGGAUGUCGAUGGGCCGCCGCGUUUCUUGCAAUUCGGAAGCUUCGUUUUCGACUCUUCCAUCACCGAGAUCUUCUUGACCUUGUCUUCGGGUGGUGCUGUGACUGUUCCUGUAGGGAACGAGCGCUUGCAGGGCGCCCCUGAGUUCAUCAGGCGCUCUCGCACUACCGCAGCCAUUCUAACACCUACUUUUGCCCGCACAUUCGGACCCGAGGAUGUGCCUGGGUUCAAAAGCUUGUUCCUUGGUGGCGAAGCUCCCGGCCGCGACAACCUCGAAACAUGGUUUGGACACGUUAAGUUGAUCAAUGCCUACGGCCCUGCCGAGAUCGUUGUGAUGUGCGCUGGUCACACGUACCAGUCUGCCGAAGAGCCCGCCACAAUUAUCGGCCGACCGCGCGCGCACACAAACUGGAUCGUCGAGCCUGAUAACCACAACCGCCUAACCCCAGUUGGUUGCAUUGGGGAGCUGGUAGUCCAAGGCCACGCGAUUGCCAAGGGAUACCUAAACAACCCCGAAAAGACCGACGAGGUGUUCCUCGAUUCUCUGGAAUGGAUGUAUGAGUCGCUCGAUGUGUCGGGGGCCUCACAGCGCUUCUACAAGACUGGUGAUCUCGUCAAGUACCUCCCCAAUGGCGAGAUGCAAAUCCUAGGACGUCUUGAUACUCAGGUCAAGGUUCGUGGCCAGCGUAUCGAACUUGGAGAAAUUGAGUCUCGCGUCAGGAAGGCAGCCCCCGAGGUCCAGCAAGUUGCUGGUGUUGUGGUCCGUUUCAAGUCGCGCCAAACUCUUGUCGUCGUCCUGAGCAAAGAAGGCGAGUCUUCCGACUCCGAAUCUCGUUUCCUCCCGAUGGACGAAGAGAUGCAAAAGUUCCUUUCGAGCAUUGGCGGUGAUCUCAAGGCAUCUCUCCCCGGCUACAUGGUGCCAUCCAUGAUUGUCCCGAUCCGAAAAAUGCCCGUCAUGGGUGCCUCGCAGAAAACUGACAGGAAGGUACUCCAAGGCUUCAUGGAUGAGCUUUCACAGGAAGAGCUCAGCUCUUUCGCACUAGGUGGCCAGAAGAAAGUUGAGCCGACAACCGAGAAUGAGUUCAAGUUACGCGAUGUAUGGUCCAAGAUUCUUGAUCUCGGCGUCGAGGAAAUUGGCAAGGAAGAUCAGUUCUUACAAAUCGGUGGUGACUCCAUUUCUGCUAUUCAACUUGUCUCCAUGGCUCAGCAAAUCGGUCUUGGCUUGAGCAUCAGCCAGAUCUUCAAAGACUCGCGUCUCUCAACCCUGGCCGAAAUUGCGACUCGUUCCGAACAGGCUGGGCCUACCGAGAUAGCUCCCUUUGCCCUCGUCGCCGAGUCUCGCAAAUCCGAAAUUGAGAAGCUUGUCCACAGCCAGACGGGUCUGGAAGACGUCCAGAUUGAAGAUGCGUACCCAUGCACCUCCCUACAGGAAGGUCUCAUGGCCCUUUCGAUGAAGCAGCCUGGAUCCUACAUUGGCAAGCACAUCUUCCGCUUGUCGGACCAUGUGGAUGUAGACCGUUUCCGACAAGCCUGGAGCCAGACUCUUGAGCUUUGCGCCAACCUUCGCACUCGCAUCGUAUCCCAGGGCGAUUUGACUGUGCAGACCAUUCUCAAGACUGAAGCUGAAUGGGAGGACUCCAAGGGAUUGAGCUUGCGCAGCUUCAUGGAAAACGUUGCGAGCCAAAUUACCAUGACCUACGGCUCCAAGUUGUGUCGCAUGGCUCUCGUCGACGACAGCGACAAGUACUUCGUCUUCAUCUGCCACCACGCCAUUCAUGAUGGUUGGUCGCUGCGCCUCGUGUUCAGCACCCUGUUCUCCAUUUACAACGAUGUCGAGCUCCCCGCCUUGGAAAAUUUCAACCGUUUCAUUGAGUAUAUUGACUCGAUUGAUCAAAAUGCUGCCCGCUCCUAUUGGAAAGCUCAGCUAGAGGACGCUAAGCGAGCCACUUUCCCACCCCGUGCCCCCAUGGACGACGCCAAGGUCCGCAUCGUCACCAAGAUGAUUGAUCUUCCCAAGACUGGCAACUCGACCAUCACCAAGGCUACGGUUGUCCGUACUGCUUGGGCCAUGGUACUCGCGAAGUACUGUGACACUGAGGAUGUGACUUUUGGCAGUACCAUCUCUGGUCGUCAAGCGCCACUUUCCGGCGUCGCGGAUAUGCCUGGCCCGAUGGUCGCUACCGUGCCGGUCAGGGUUCAAUUCAGCCAGCAGGAGAAUGCUGGGGUCCUCUUGAACAAUGUGCAGAACCAGGCUGCUGAAAUGGUUCCAUAUGAGCAAUUCGGUCUGCAAAAUAUCUCUAAAAUCAGCACUGAGGUUCAAGAAGCCUGCGACUUCUCAAGCUUGCUUGUCAUCCAGCCCCUGAGCCUCGGCGCCUCAGAUGACGGUGAAGCAAUUUGGGCCGAAGGCUCUGGCGAAUUCGAAGAUGAAGAAUCAGUUGAAGGAACGUUCAACUACCCUCUCGUUGUCGAAGCCCACGUUGGCGAAUCCCAAGUAUUCAUUGAGAUGGCCUAUAACCCUGCCAGUCUUCCCAAGUCACAGAUGGAGAUCCUCUGCAACCAGCUUGCUCACGUCGUCCAAAGCCUCGUUUCUCAUGAGGAUCAGAUGCUUGAGAAUAUCGAGGUUGCUUCGGCCGAAGAUUACCAGCUCGCCGCCCUGUGGAACGAGCAAAUCAUCCCAGACGUAAUCGAGUCUACCAUCAACGAGCUCUUUGAGACGCAAGCCCUAUCGCGACCCGAUGAUGUUGCAGUGCGCGCGUGGGACGCCACCCUUUCGUACGGCGAGCUCUACAGCGCAGCCAACCGUCUAGCCCAUUUCCUCGUCGCCGAUCUCGACGUACAGGUCGAUGACAUUGUACACGUUUGCUUCGAAAAGUCAGCCUGGUACGUCGUAGCGGUCCUCGCCAUCAACAAGGUCGGCGCUGCCUGGAGUCCGCUCGAUCCCUCGCACCCCGAGAAACGUCACCGUCAGAUUAUUGACCAAACUCGCGCAACGGCUGUCCUCACAUCCGCCUCCUCUCUCGAUCACUGCACGAGAAUGUUCCCCAAAGCUAUUGCAGUUGGCCCCGAGUUGAUGGUACAGCUAGCCAGCAAGGGCCUCGAUGGUGAACGUGGCCCUGUCUGCAAUGUCACUCCCCGACAGGCUGCCUACGUUCUGUUUACUUCUGGCAGUACUGGCGUGCCCAAGGGCGUUGUUCUUGAGCAUGGCAGUGUCUGUACCUCGCAAGUUGAUAUUGGGAAACGUCUUGGUCUCAAAAAGAGCAUUCACGUGCUUCAAUUCUCGGCCUUCGUGUUCGAUGUCUCUGUCGGCGAGAUCAUCGGAUCGCUCAUACACGGCGCCACGAUUUGCAUUCCUUCCGAGGAAGCCAGAAUGAACAGUCUGCCCGAUUUCAUCCGCGAGGUGAAGGUUCAGUGGGCUUAUCUGACCCCUGCCUUUGCCCGCACCCUCAAGCCGGAAGGACUGCCAUCUCUCGAGCUUCUACUGUUGGCUGCCGAGACCUGCUGCUUCAGCGCUAUCCACGAAUGGCAGGCCAAGGAAGAGUCUCCCCUAACAAUCGGCCGACCUGUGGGUGGUUCAGGGUGGAUUGUUGACCCUGAAAACCACAAUCGCCUUGCACCUGUUGGAACCUUAGGUGAAAUUGUCAUCCAUGGGCCAACAUUAUUGCGCGAGUAUUUGCGCUCCCCGAACAAGACCCAGGAGGCUGUUGUCGAGGACAUCCCGGCCUGGUCUCGCCACCGGUCUGGCAAGUACUGGGGUCGCUUCUAUAAGACAGGUGAUCUGGCAGCUUAUAACGCGGACGGUACUAUCCUAUUUUCUGGCCGUAAAGACACCCAGAUCAAGAUCCGCGGUCUUCGUGUGGAAUUGGGCGAGGUUGAGCACCGUAUUCUAUCCAACCUUGAGGGCGUGCAGCAUGUGGUCGUCGACGCCUUCAAGAGCGAAGUUGGCGCCAAUCUCGUCGCAUACUUCUCAUUCAGUCAUGAGUCACGGCCUGCGAAGGCCACCGAGACUGUCUUUGAGCCGCUCACUGAGGAGGUCCGCGAGAAGCUGAGCGCACUGCUCGGUGAGCUUGGCGUGUCCUUGCCUCGCUACAUGGUGCCAACCGUGUUCAUCAUGUGCAAGUUCAUGCCGGCGGUGUCGUCUAACAAGUUGGACCGCAAAAGUCUCCGCGAAAGGACUGCUGCCCUAUCUAAGGACGAUCUCAACGCGUACUCGCUGACCGACUCUGAGAAGCGCGUACCCGAAACUGAGAUGGAAUUCAAGCUACGCAAGACGUGGGCUAAGCUGCUCGGUGUCGCCGAGGACGCUAUUGGGCGGGAUGAUAGCUUCCUUCGCAUCGGCGGUGACUCCAUUAUUGCGAUUCAGAUGGUCACUGCCUUGCGCGACGAGAACAUUCGCAUCACGGUUAAGGAUGUCUUUGAUGACCCCCGUCUGAUGGCUGUUGCACUCAAGGCACAGCAGAUGGAAGGCUCCGUUGCCAAGCCCGCCAAUGUCACACCUUUCAGCCUGAUCAGUGGCUCGGAGAAAGAGCUUGUGACCGGUUCUUUGGUUCGAGAGCAGUGUGACAUGUCACCUGCACAGGACGUCGAGGACGCUUACCCAUGCACCCCUCUACAGGCUGGCUUCAUGGCCUUGACCGUGAAGCAACCUCGUUCCUACAUCGCAAAGUGGCUCUAUCGUCUAUCAGACGGUAUCGACGUUGCCCGCUUCAAGUCGGCGUGGGAGCAGACUGUCGAACAGUGCCAUAACUUACGUACCCGUAUCGUCAAUAUCAAAGGUACCACGCUCCAGACUCUCCUCACCAACGAUGUCCGCUGGGAAGAUACACGUGGUCUGGACUUGCCGGCUUUCCAGGACAAGAUCAAGUCAUUUGAGAUGACCUAUGGCUCGCGCCUCAUGCGCUAUGGGCUUGUUGAACAACCUGACAACCAACGCUUCUUUGUUGUCGCCAGUCAUCACGCUGCCUUUGACGGAUGGAGCAUGCGACUUCUGCUGAGCACAUUGGCUGACGCAUAUCACGCAACCAACACGUUGACUCUGCAGCCCUUCGCCGGCUUUAUCCAGUACAUCAACGAACUCGACCAGGACGCAGCUGCCGCCUACUGGACUGAGCAGCUCGACAGUGCUAAGCGUGCUACUUUCCCUACGCCCAAGCCUGGCAGUCAGGGCAAGGCACGUAUGCUGCGCAAGGAAAUGGCUGUUGCUCCAUCCUCCCACUCUUCGAUCACCAAGGCAUCGGUUGUGAGGGCAGCGUGGGCUAUCGUCCUGGCUCGUUAUUCGGAGACCGAUGACAUUACCUUCGGCACAUCUGUUUCCGGCCGUCAAGCCCCCGUGCCCAACAUUGGAGAGAUGCCUGGACCCAUGGUCGCAACUUAUCCCGUGCGUCUUCGGUUGGAGAAGGAAAAGACAGUGUCUCAGUUCCUUGAAGACGUACAGACACAAGCCCUCGAAAACGUAGCCUACGAACAGUACGGUCUGCAGAACAUCUCAAAGCUGAAUGAAGAUUCCAAGGACGCCUGUGACUUCUCGAGUCUCCUCGUCAUCCAGCCGAUUCAACAGAUGGCGUCAAUCGGAACACAUAUCGACUCCAUUCUUUCCAUUGACGAGGCCGAGGAUUCGGAUGACCAAGUCGACAACUAUUUCAGCUAUCCCCUCGUCGUACAAGGCGAAGUUUCCGAGACGCAGAUCAACUUCAUGAUCACCUACGACUCGGGUGUGCUUGAAGAGACACAGGUCCAAGCACUGUCUCAUCACCUUUCUCAUGUCGUAGAGCAGUUGCUGUCAUCCGGACAGAAGUCCGUCAGCGACAUCUCUGUCGCUUCACCUUGGGACCUCCAGAGAGCCAAGGAACUGAACGAUACCGCACCCGACAUCGUGAAUGUCUGUUUCCACGAGAUGUUUGAGAAACAAGCUCGCCUGCGUCCCGAUGCACCCGCGGUGCACGGGUGGGACAGACACUUUACCUACAGCCUUCUGAACGGAGCUGCCAACCGCCUAUCUCACUAUAUCGUUCAAGAGUAUGGCGUCAAGCGGCACGAUCUUGUUCACGUCUGCUUCGAGAAAUCGGCUUGGUAUUACGUUUCUAUUCUCGCCAUCAACAAGGCUGGCGCCACCUGGGUCCCCCUUGACCCCGGCCACCCAUCGCAACGACAUCAGCAGGUUGCCAAGCAGACUGGCGCCAACCUCAUUCUCACGUCUAGCCUGCAUGCUGAUCUUGUUUCUGGUCUUGUCGACAAUGUGCUACAAGUCACUGCUGACCUCGAUUGGGACUUGGCUCGCGACGUCGAAUCGAGUAAGCAGGCUCCCGUCACAGAAGUCGACCCAAGCACCGCUUGUUAUGUCUUGUUUACUUCCGGUUCGACGGGUGUACCAAAGGGCUUUGUUAUUGAGCAUAGGGCCUUGGUGACAAGCCAAAUGACCUUGGGUGCACGUCUUCGCAUGACGCCACAGGUCAGGGCGCUGCAAUUCGCCUCGUACGUCUUUGACAUGUCGAUUGCCGAGACAGUGCCUGCCUUGAUGUUUGGUGGCUGCCUGUGUGUUCCGUCCGAGGAGACACGUAUGAAUGGCCUCGCCGAAUUCAUCCGCGACAUGCAAGUCAACUGGGUCUUCCUCACGCCAGCCUUUGCACGUACGCUGAAGCCCGACGACAUCCCCAACGUCGAGCUUAUGUUCUUAGCCGGCGAGGCUGUGGGUCAGGAUGUUUUGAGCACUUGGUUCGGUCGUCUUCGCCUGAUCAACGCCUGGGGCCCGGCUGAGACCGUCGUCUGCUCAACGUCGCACGAGUACACAUCUGUCAACGAAUCGCCCGCCAAGAUUGGUACUCCAACCGGUGGCUUCUGCUGGAUCGUCGACCCCGAGGAUCCGACAAAGCUCGCCCCUAUCGGGACGGUCGGCGAGGUCAUGAUACAAGGUCCCACACUGUUGCGAGAAUACCUAUCUGACCCGGAUAACACAAGGAAAUCCGUGGUCACGGAACUUCCUGACUGGGCACCUCGAUCAACGGACCCCGACUACAGCCGCUUCUACAAAUCCGGCGAUCUUUGCUACUACAAUGCGGACGGCACAAUUGAGUUCUCGUCCAGGAAAGACACUCAAGUCAAGAUUCGUGGCCUUCGUGUGGAGUUGGGCGAAGUUGAACAUCAUAUCCUCGAUGGCCUACAGCACGUUCGGCAGGUAGCUGUUGAUGUGCUCAAAACCGAUGCCGGCUCUAACCUAGUCGCGUACUUCUGCAACAGCGAUGAGACAAGCACAACAGCUGGCCCCGAAACCUUCAUGCCGUUGGAUGACGGUAUGAAGAAGAACGUGGCGGCUUUGAUCGGCAAGAUGUCGGUAGCUUUGCCUCGGUACAUGGUGCCCACAAUCUUCAUUCCUUGCGCGCACAUGCCCACGAGCUCUUCCACUAAGGUCGACCGGAAGAAGCUCAAGGCUUUGACCGCCGAUCUCGCCCAGGAGCAGCUUGCCAUUUACGCUUUGACUGAUGACGAGAAACGGGCGCCCGAGACUGCGAUGGAAAGACGUCUACAGAGAAUCUGGAGCAGCAUCCUAUCGCUGCCUCAGGAAAAGAUCGGUCGGGACGACAGCUUCCUACGCAUCGGCGGUGACUCGAUUUCCGCUAUUCAAUUCGUCAGUCUUGCCAGGGAUGAGGGCAUCGCAAUAACCGUGAAGGACAUCUUUGACGAUGCUCGUCUCUGCGCUGUGGCCGAAAAAGCUAUCGAGACCGACAACACCAACCCCAAUGCGCUGGCUCCGUUCAGCUUGCUUGAAGGCCGUGUUGAGGUGGACGUUGUCAAGGACGCUGUUCGCGAGCAAUGUGGAUUUACUGGAGAUUUUGUCAUCGAGGAUGCAUACCCUCUUACCUCACUGCAAGAGGGUAUGAUCGCCCUGAGUGCCAAGAACCCUGGGUCAUAUGUGGUCAAGCACGUAUACCGCAUGUCUCAGCACGUGAACCUGGCUCGCUUCAGGGCUGCCUGGGAACGCACUCUGCACCAGCUCCCGAACCUGCGUACUCGAAUCGUCAACGCCGGAGAUUACGCAGUCCAGGUUCACAUCAAGGACGAAAUCUCCUGGGACGAUCCCAAGGGCAUUGAUAUCAAAGCCUUUCUCAAAAACGCCAAGUCCUAUGAGAUGACCUACGGAACCCGUCUUUCCCGGUACGCCUUGGUGGAAGAAGGUGAUGAUACCUAUUUCCUAUGGCUCUGCCACCACACCCUCUAUGAUGGAUGGACGAUCCGAUUGAUCCUCAGUAAUCUGUUCGCCAACUACAACGACACCGAGGGUCUUCGCCUGCAGCCAUACGCAGGGUUCAUCCAGUACAUCCUCAACAUGGACCGCGUUGCUUCCAAGGAAUAUUGGCUGCAGCAGCUCCAGGACGCGAAGCGUGCCAACUACCCUCCAGCCGGCAAGAACGUGAAGAAGAGCAAGGGCACCAGGGUCUUGACACACUCUAUCCAUUUUGGUGAUCCGCCGAGUCAAGCCGUGACCAGGGCCACUAUCGUCAGGGCCGCUUGGGCGAUGGUCCUUGCACGCUACUGUGAGGACACCGAUGUGACCUUUGGCACCGCUAUCUCCGGUCGCCAAGCUCCUGUGCAUGGCGCUGCCGAUAUGCCUGGUCCUAUGAUCGCCACUGUGCCUGUGCGUGUUAAGGUCGACAAGGGCCAAGACGUGUCGUCCUUCUUACGAGGGAUUCAAAGCCAGGCCACUGACAUGAUUGCACACGAGCAAUUCGGCCUGCAGAACAUCGCCAAGUUGAGCCCUGCCGCGGCUGAUGCUUGCGACUUCACUAGCUUGCUUGUCGUUCAGCCGUUUCAAAAGAUGUUCUCCACCCAUAGCGACAGCGAAGGCGACAUCUGGACUGAUGCUGUGGAUGCGAUCAUGGGCGAGGGCCAGUCUCUCGAAGACUACUUCAGUUUCCCUCUCGUCGUUGAGGGUCUGGUCUCAGAUGAGCUUGUUGAGCUCAAGAUCAUCUACAACGCCGACGUACUCCAAGAACAGCAAAUGGAGGCUAUUUCGCAGCAACUCAGCCAUGUGAUAAAUCAGCUCACAGCAUCAGCCGAGAAGACCCAGCCUUUAGGUGAUGUUACCGUCGCCGGGCCCUGGGACGUGUCCAAGGUCUAUGAAUGGAACUCGAAAACGCCCCAAGUUGUGAACCACACUUGGUUCAACUUGAUUGAGGAACAGGCCAGAACCCGUCCUGACGCUGUCGCGAUCAAGGCCUGGGAUGGGCAGAUGACGUACAGCCAGUUGAUCGAGGCCGCUAAUCGUCUGGCAAUGCAUCUCAUCGACGCCCACCAUGUACAGGUCGGAGAAUUUAUCCACCUGUGCUUUGAGAAGAGCUUGUGGUACGUUGUGUCCAUGCUCGCCGUGAACAAGUCCGGUGCUGCAUUCGCUCCGCUCGACCCGUCACACCCUGAGCAUAGGCACCGACUCGUUGUGCAGCAGACCAAGGCCAAGCUCGCCCUCGUUAGUCCUUCGGCAGCCGCUCUUUGCAACGCGCUGGUGGAUGAUGUUCUCCAAGUCACCGAUCAACUCAAUGGUGAUUUGUGCCGGGCCUACCUUACCCCACAAGCACCCAAAGUCAAUGUUGGCCCCAGCGAUUUGGCCUACGUGAUCUUCACUUCCGGUUCCACCGGCGUGCCCAAGGGUGUCAUGGUCGAGCAUAAGUCACUCUGUACAAGCAUGCACGCUAAUGCUGAGCGGAUGAACAUCACACACGAAGCAAACUUCUUGCAAUUCGCUGCUCACGUCUUCGACAUGUCCAUUGGGGAGAUCAUCAUGCCACUCGUGCGUGGUGCCAUUACCAGCAUCCCAUCGGAGGCUGAGAGGAUGAACAACACCGCCGACUUCAUCAACAAGUAUGGCGUCACCUGGUUGUUCCUGACUCCUAGCUUCGCUCGCACCCUCGAUCCCAAGACUAUCCCGAACGUCAAGGUUCUGAUCGUUGGUGGCGAGGCUGUCAAUCGUGAAAUUGCUGAACAAUGGCUGGAUCACGUUACGAUCUACUGCGCUUGGGGCCCGACCGAGACCGUUAUGGUGUCUUGUAUUCACACGGUUGAUACUGUCCCUGAUACUACCCUCACAAUCGGUCGCCCUGUGGGUUGUUUCAUGUGGCUUGUUGACCCCGACGAUCCUCGCCGCCUGGCGCCUACCGGCACAGUCGGUGAAAUUGUCGUGCAAGGCCCGACACUCCUCCGUGAAUACAUCGAGAACCCCGAGAAAACCAAGGAGGCUAUCGUGGAAGACCUCCCCGAGUGGGCUCUAGAGAAGAGCGGUGGCCGCUGGAACCGCUUCUACAGGACAGGUGAUCUGGCCUACUACAACCCGGACGGCACGAUUCAGUUCUACAGCCGCAAGGAUAAUCAAGUCAAGAUCCGUGGACUGCGUGUUGAGCUGGGUGAAAUUGAGCAUCACAUUACGAACCGUCUUGAAGGAACCCGCCAAGUUGCAGUUGACGUUUUCAAGAGCGAACGUGGAACAGAGCUUGUCACCUACUUCUCCUUCAACGACGAGUCUCGCGUCGGCGGUUCAGUCCGUCAUGAUGGAGCCGCUGAUCUUCUUAUGGAGAUCGAUUCCGAUCUUCAGGAGACCUUGAAAUCUAUGGUUGCGGCCCUCAGCGUCGACCUGCCUCGUUACAUGAUCCCGACAUUAUUCUUCCCCUGCCGCUACAUGCCUGUCACCUCUUCAGCCAAAUUGGACCGCAAGAAUCUACGUGAGAGAGUGAAGAGGCUUCCUUCUGACGAUUUGGCUGCCUACGCCUUGGCCGAGGGCGAGAAGCAGCCUCCAGAGACUGAAAUGGAGUUCCGCAUUCAGGCACUGUGGUCGAAGAUCCUUGGCGUACCUGCUGAGAAUAUUGGCCGCGACGAGUCUUUCCUGCAAAUCGGCGGCGAUUCGAUUGGUGCUAUCCAGUUUGCCACCAAGAGUCGCGAGGCUGGGCUGCUCAUCACCGUAAAGGAUGUUUUCAACGAUCCCCGUCUUUUAGCUGUUGCAGAAGCUGCCAUUGAGCUCGACUCCACUAAGGCUGAUCAAAACGUGGAAGCGUUUGAGCUCAUCGAUGACGAGACGCGCUCGUCUUUGGUUGAAAAUGGCAUCCCUCGUCAGCUCAAUCUUGUUGACGGCCAGGAAAUCAUCGACGCCUACCCUUGCACUCCCCUGCAAGCUGGCCUCAUGGCCUUGGCUAUGAAGGUUCCGGGCUCUUACAUGGCACGCUUUGUGUACAAGCUGUCUGCAGAUGUUGAUAUACCCAGGUUCAAGACUGCGUGGGAACGCAUGACUCAACUCUGCGUCAACCUUCGGACUCGUAUCGUUGAGGUCGGUGGCGAAGCCGUGCAAGUUGUUGUCGACCCUGACCUCCGCUGGGAGAACACGGAGGGCAUGGGUAUGAAGGAUAUCAUGGCCCAUAUCAACACCAUCAAAAUGGGAUACGGCACCCCACUCAGUCACUACGCCCUGGUCAAGGAGGGUAGCGAUCGGUAUUUGGUCUGGGUUAUGCAUCACGCUAUUUCUGACGGCUUCUCCAACGUCAUCAACGUUUCCACCCUGCAGCAGCUCUAUGCUGGCAACGAUGUGCUCCCUCUGAGACCCUACUCUGGUUUCAUCAAGUACACGCAGGAGAUUGAUGAGGAAGCGGCCGCUGAGUUCUGGAAGGGACAGCUGACUGGCGCAAAGCAUGCCAGCUUUCCACCCACGACGACAACUGGCUCCAAUGCAAAGACUACACGGGUUCUGGAAAAGGCCAUUACUCUGCCAGCCCAAGGAGAUAACUCGAUCACCAAGGCCUCGAUUUUCCGCGCGGCUUGGGCGAUUUGCCUCGCUCGCUAUGCCGAUACGGACGACAUCUGCUUCGGCGCCACAGUUUCUGGUAGGCAAGCACCCGUCGCGGGCCUCGAGACCAUGGCCGGACCGGCGGUUGCAACGGUUCCUGUUCGCGUUCGCAUCGACAAGAACCUCAGCGUCCACGACUUCCUGCACGGAGUUCAGAAGCAGUCUUCUGCUGCCAUUCCCUAUGAGCAGUACGGCAUGCGCAAAAUCAUGCAACUCGGUACCGAUAUCAAGGCGGCGUGUGACUUCUCGAGCUUGCUCGUCAUUCAGCCGAUGAGUAAGAUGAACUCAAUGGACCCCGGCCAGAACGACAUCAUGUCGGGCGUCUCUGGCGAGUUCUCCCAAGACGAGUCGAUGGACGGCUACUUUACCUACCCUUUGGUUACAGACUGCCUGGUUUACGACGACAAGGUCGAGAUCAUGUUCACAUACCGAUCCGACAUCUUGAACGAGGCACAAUUGACAAGCAUGUGUCAUCAACUCGAGCACGUCAUGGGUCAAUUGAUCACCAGUCCUUCCAGCAGUCUCGCCGACGUGUCCGUGUCCGGUCCCAAGGAUGUGCAACAGGCCAUGCAAUGGAACCAGGAGCAGCACCCUCUCGCCAACUACACCGUACACGGCCUGAUAUCCGAGCAGGCGGCUCGGAACCCCAACCAGGAAGCUAUCUACGCCUCUGACGGCACACUCACCUAUGCUCAGCUUGAUGACUUAUCUUCACGCCUUGCGACGCACCUGAUCAACCUCGGCGUUGUCCCUGAGAGCAUGAUCUGCUAUUGCUUCGAGAAGUCAAUGUGGACUCCUGUCGCUAUGCUAGGUAUCGUCAAGGCUGGCGGUGUGUUCAUUCCUUUGGAUCCGUCUCACCCUGCUGGCCGACGUAGAGGCACUGUCCAGGAAGCUGACGCCCAGUUCAUCAUCGUGUCACCCAAGACCGCUCCCGAGUGCACGGGCAUGGCUCCUAACUUGGUUGAGCUGACACCAUCCUUGCUUCGGACUGUUCAGCCUGAGACACCUGCUGGGAUUGAGAAGCGAUCACACCCACGCCAAGCUGCCAGCAACCGAGUCCUCCAAUUUUCCAGCUAUGUGUUCGACGUCAGUCUGUCCGAGAUCCUGGAGACUCUUGUUCUCGGUGGCACGAUCUGUGUACCCUCGGAUCAAGAACGCCUGGAAGACAUUGUGGACUUUAUUCAACGCGCUCGCGUCAACACAGCCAUGUUGACGUCGUCCUUCCUCAAGACUCUAGACGCCGAUCAACUCAAGAGCUUGAAGACAUUGAUGCUUGUUGGCGAACCUCCCACCAAAGAUGCUAUUCAGACCUGGCAGCCUCGCGUUGACGAACUAGUCAACGCUUACGGUCCCUCCGAAGUAUCCGUCUUCAUCGGCUCCCACACGUAUACCGAUCCCCAAGAACAGUCGACCAACGUUGGUCGCGCAUUCAGUGGUAACAUGUGGAUUGUCGAGACGGAUAACUACAACAAGCUCGCCCCCAUCGGCUGUAUCGGCGAGAUCUUGAUCCAGCGCUACAUGGCCCGCGGCUACCUGAACGACGAGGAACGCACCAAUGCCUCGUUCUUCCGCGAAGUUGCAUUCCUUCCGCCACCGGCCGCUGAUGACCCAAGGAAAUUCCACAAGUCGGGCGAUUUGGCAAGGUAUAAUUCCGAUGGGACAAUCAACUACCUCGGCCGACGUGAUACUCAAGUCAAGCUACGUGGAUACCGCAUUGAGCUUGGCGAGAUCGAGUACAAUAUCCAAAGGGCUAUGCCUAACGUUGAGCACGUGGGCGUCGAUGUUGUCACUGCCGCUGACCGCGAGACUCUGGUUGCUUUUGUCAGCUUUGUCGAUGACCAAGCCCUACCCGCGGGCCAGCUUCCCGAACCUAUCUCAAACAUGACCGACGACUUGAAGGCCAGAUUCGCCAAGGUAUCUGAUGAGAUCAGCCAGUACCUGCCCUCGUACAUGGUGCCCACACUCUACUUGCCUCUCACUGACAUGCUCUUCAACACCUCUCUCAAGAUGGACAGGAAGAGGCUCCGUGACCUUGCCGGUGCCUUGUCUCAGGACGACGUCAGCAAGCUGUCGCUGGGCACGGAAGACAAGGUCGAGCCUACCACACCCAUGGAGCUCAAGCUACGUGAGCUGUGGUCUGAGGUUCUAAAACUGGAGGUUGAGUCCAUCGGCAAGAACGACAACUUCCUCCAGAUUGGUGGCGAUUCAAUGUCAGCCAUCAAGCUCGUCUCUACCGCGCAGAAGCAUGGCCAUGGACUGACAGUCGCCAAUAUCUUCAGCAACCCAAGGCUGUCCACCAUGGCUACUAUCGUCGGCAAGCUGCAGAAGUCAUACGAGGCUAGUCCCUUCAGUCUUGUCCCCUUUGACUUUGGCGGCACCGCUGAAGCCAUCCGCGGUGUUUGCCAACUGCCUGAGGAUCAGGUCAUUGAGGAUGCCUACCCAUGCACGUCUCUGCAAGAGGGUCUGAUGGCCCUCGCUGUGAAGACUCCUGGCUCAUACCAGGCCAAGCUGUCCUUCCGCCUGGGCGAAAACGUAAACAUUCCGCGCUUCCAGGCCGCUUGGGAAGAGACGGUCAGGUUAUGUACCAACCUCCGCACUCGCAUUAUGCCCGUGCACGGCAAAGCGAUGCAGAUUGUUGUCAAGGACGAUAUCGAGUGGGCGCUCAACGAGGACAACAACGCAGGCUCCUUCCUCUCCUCCAUUCACGACUCACCCAUGGCUUACGGGUCUCGUUUGUGCCGAUAUGGUAUCUGGCACGAGAACGGCAAGUCGUAUUUCUUCUGGGGUGUUCAUCACGCUGUGUAUGAUGGUUGGACAAUGGGCUUGAUCAUGCGUACCCUAUACAGCACCUACCGCGGCACUGAGAUGCAGCCACUGCAGCCAUACUCGGGCUUCAUCAAAUAUACCGAGGAGAUGAGCGAGACAGAAGCUCAAGAGUAUUGGAAGGAUCAGUUGAAGGGGGCUAAUCGGGCCACUUUCCCUCCUGCGGCCCGCGCGCAAGCAACCAAGUCUGGCAACGUCACUCGCAGCCUGACACAGCAGAUCGACUUCCCCUCUACAACUGACGGCUCAAUCACCAAGGCUACCAUUGUCCGCGGUGCCUGGGCUGUCAUCCUUGCCAGGUACUGCGACACGAACGAUGUCACGUUCGGCACCACCAUCAGCGGGCGCCAAGCGCCAGUGCCUGGUCUUGGUGAUAUGCCUGGCCCAGCUAUUGCCACUGUACCUGUUCGCGUGAAGCUUGAUCGCGAUCAGUUAGUCGCUGAUUACUUGCACAACAUCCAGUCCCAGGCUUCCGAGAUGGUAGCCUUUGAGCAGUACGGUCUGCAAAAGAUCUCCAAGCUGACGGCUGAGACCCGAGAGGCUUGCAACUUCACCAGUCUUAUGGUGAUUCAACCUUUCUCUCCUGUGGCUGCCAUGAACAGCGAAGGCGAGCCAAUCUUGAAGACCAACGAGGAGCGUCUCGCCGACGAGCUGCUGGAAGGUUACUUCAGUUACCCUCUUGUCAUCCAAUGCGCUGUCUCGGAAACCGAGGUCAGCCUGGACAUGACCUACGACUCAUCGGUCUUGGCUGAAUCGCAGAUUCGUGGCCUUUGCCAUCACUUCAACCAGGCUGUCAAGGAGCUACUCCCUGAACGCAAGGAUCCACUCAGCGCCGUCAACAUUGCCGGAGAGUGGGAUGUGCAAGAAGCGUACCGCCUCAACGGAACUGGCCCCGAGCUUAUCGACUCUUGCUGGCAUCACAUCUUUGAGCAAAAUGCUAGAGAGCAGCCCAACGCUCCCGCCGUCAUUGCGUGGGAUGGUCAACUGACAUAUGCCGAACUUGACCAUGCUGCUAAUCGUUUGUCUCAUCACCUGAUGAAGACUUAUGACAUCAAGAACGACGAACUAAUUCAUGUCUGCUUCGAGAAGUCGGUUUGGUAUUUCGUGUCCAUACUGGCCAUCAACAAGGCGGGUGCCACUUUCGUGCCUCUGGAUCCCUCGCACCCCGAAGCUCGUUUGCAACAGGUUGUCAACCAGACCGGUGCUCGACUUGGUCUUGCUUCGACCAAACAAUGGUCCCGCUGCGCCGAGCUCUUACCCAACAUUGUUGAGGUCCAUGGUGACCUCGACGAGAAGCUCAGGGCUGAAGCUCCCGAGACUUCCCAUCGUGGUCCAGUCGAUAACGUCUCACCGCGCAACGCUGCCUACAUUCUGUUCACGUCAGGCAGUACUGGUGUGCCCAAGGGCUUCGUGAUCGAGCACCGCUCCCUGAGCACGUCGCAGAUCAAUAUGUGGCGCCGAUUGCGCAUGGCCCCGAACGUCCGUAUGUUGCAAUUUGCCUCGUACGUGUUCGACAUGUCGAUUGGAGAGACGAUUCCUUCCUUCCUUUUCGGCGCUUGUGUCUGCGUACCGUCGGAAGAGACUCGUAUGAACGGCUUGGUGGAGUUUAUCAACAAGAACCAGAUCACUUGGCUCUUCCUCACCCCGGCCUUUGCGCGUACUCUUCGCCCUGCCGAUAUUCCUUCCGUGGAAUUCAUUAUCCUCGCCGGUGAAGCGGUCGGACAAGACAUCCUCGAUACCUGGUUCGGCAAGAUCCGUCUUGUGAAUGGCUGGGGUCCGGCUGAGACCACCGUUUGCUCAACGAUCCACGAAUAUGCCACCCCUCACGACUCUCCCGGAACUAUUGGAAGAUCUGUGGGAGGAUACACCUGGAUCGUCGACCCCGAAGACCCUCACCGCCUAGCACCCAUUGGCACUAUUGGUGAGGUUAUGAUUCAAGGACCAACCCUCCUCCGCGAGUAUCUCGCCGAUCCUGCCAAGACGGCUGCCGCCACCAUAGAUACGCUACCGUCCUGGGCACCAAAUACAGAUGAUGAAGCUUAUGGUCGGUUCUACAAGUCGGGUGACUUGGCCUACUACAACCCGGACGGGACCAUGGAGUUCAGCUCACGCAAGGACACGCAGAUCAAGAUCCGCGGUUUGCGUGUCGAACUCGGCGAGGUCGAGCAUCAUAUCCUCAAGUCGCUGACUGGGGUGGUCCAAGUCGCUGUGGAUGUGCUCAAGACAGAAAAUGCCACGAACCUUGUGGCGUACUUCUGCUACAACGAUGACCCCAGUCUGGCUGAUAUGGUGGAGGACCUCUUCAUGCCCAUGACGACCGACAUGCAGAGUCAAAUCACGGAGAUGGUCGCUGAAAUCUCUAUCGCCCUGCCGUCAUACAUGGUGCCGACGCUCUUCGUGCCAUGUCACUACAUGCCUUUCAUCACCUCGACCAAGUUGGAUCGUAAGAAGCUGAAAGCUGAAAUCAGUUCCUUGAGUGCCGAAGCUCUUGGGCAGUAUUCCCUUUCCGACACCGACAAGAGACCCCCCGAGACGGAAAUGGAAGAGAAGAUCCAGCAGCUGUGGGCGACAAUUCUCAACCGGCCGCUCAACACCAUUGGCCGUGAUGAUAGCUUCCUACGUAUUGGCGGUGAUUCGAUCUCUGCCAUCUAUCUUGUCACGGCUGCCCGUGAUGCCGGAAUCAACCUCACAGUCAAGAUCAUCUUCGAUGACCCCAGGCUUUCAGCGAUAGCCUCAAAGGCUGCUGUUAUGGAGGCUGACAGUCAUGCAGAAGACAUCAAGCCCUUCAACCUCCUCAAUACACAGUUGUAUGAAGCUAUCUUCACACAACAACCUCGGGACCAGUGCGAGCUGAGCGACAACCAAGUCAUCGAAAACGCCCUGCCUUGCACUCCCCUCCAAUCAGGACUAAUGGCUCUCUCGGCCACCAAGCCUCGCUCAUACAUUGCCUCUUGGUUCUACAGGCUUCCUGAACACGUUGACCCUCAACAAGUCAAAGAUGCAUGGGAGCAGACGGUCCGUGUCUGCACCAACUUGCGUACGCGCAUCGUCCACAUGAUGGGCGCCCCUAUUCAAGUCUUCAUCCAGGACGACAUUCACUGGGAAGACACUGAGGGCAUGAGCUUGGCCGGCUGGAUGGAAGAGGCCAAUCGUACCGAAAUGACAUUCGGCAACCGGCUCUGUCGCUACGCUCUUCUGCAAGACACCGACGGGCAGUGGUACUUUUCAUUUGUUGCCCACCACGCCAUUUACGAUGGCUGGUCCAUGCGUGUGAUCCUUAGCGCAUUCGCCGACGCCUACAAUGGUUCCAACGACAUUGUUCUGCAGCCAUUCGACAAUUUCAUCAAGUACAUUCUGAGCAUGGAUCAGACAGCUGCCAGCAGCUUCUGGAAGGGCCAACUCCAGGACGCCGAGCGCGCCGUGUGGCCUGCCGCGCCCGCCAAGAACGUCAAAGCUAACACGCGCAACAUGCAUAGUGUCCUUGAGCUCCCGCCUACGGUGGACCCGUCCAUCACCAAGGCCACGAUUGUGCGUGCUGCUUGGGCGUUGGUCUUGGCCAGGUACUGCAACGCCAACGAUGUCUGCUUCGGUAGUGCCGUCUCCGGCCGCAAUGCACCUGUCCCUGGCAUCGGCGAGAUGGCCGCUCCUGUCGUCGCUACAGUGCCCAUCCGAGUGAUUGUGGACAAGGAGCAGACUGUCACUAGCUUCCUACAGGGCGUCCAGUCUCAAGCCUCCGAGAUGAUUGCUUACGAGCAGUUUGGACCUCAGAACAUUGCAAAGCUCGGCCCUGAAAUGCAGGAAGCCCUCAACUUCAGCUCACUGCUGGUCGUGCAGCCUUUCCAGAGCAUGUCCAGCAUGGGUAGCGACGCUGAACAAGUGCUGAUUCCCGUGGAAACCGACGAGAAGCAGGUGAACGCCAGUCUCGAGAAUUAUACUGUCUUCCCAUUGGUUCUACAGUGCUUUGUUUCGGACGAGGUGGUGGAAGUCAACAUCAGCUACGACUCCAACACUGUCUCCGAGAUACAGAUAACGAACUUGACAAACCACUUGCAGCAGACUAUCAAGGAGCUCCUCACCAAAGUUGACGAGCCGGUCAACAAGAUUGAUAUUUCGAGCCAAUGGGACAUUGACCAGGCUCACAGCUUUAACGCUGAAGAGCCCGAGAUCAUUGACUCGACCUUCAACGACAUCUUUGCCAAGCAAGUGGAGGCUAACCCUGGCGCCCUCGCGAUCGAAGCUUGGGAUGGCCAACUCACGUACCGCGAGUUUGAUAGGGCCACAAACCGCCUCGCGCAUUUCCUCAUCCAAGAGUACGGUGUACAGCCCCAUGACUUCGUCCACGUCUGCUUUGAGAAGUCUCUUUGGCAUUUCGUGGCGUGUCUCGCUAUCAAUAAGGCUGGCGCAGCUUUUGUGCCCUUGGACCCUACGCAUCCGCCUCAGCGCCAUGCGCAAGUUGUUGAGACUAGCAGGUCCAAGCUUGUGCUUACCUCGUCCCAGUACGCUGGGAGGAUGGCGCCUUUGCUCGACAACGUCUUGGAGGUCACCCUGGAGCUGAACACGCAACUCUCCCAAGACGAGCCCAAGAGCGCAAAUUCCCCUGAUGUCACGGUUUCCCCAGACGCCGCCAUGUACGUCGUCUUCACGUCGGGGUCAACAGGUACGCCAAAGGGUAUUGUCACUGAGCACCGCGCCUGUUGCGUCUCACAGGCUGCUCUCGGCAAGCGCCUACGGAUUGGACCAAAUGUCAGGAUUCUCCAAUUCGCCGCCUUUGUCUUCGACUUCUCCAUCGGCGAGAUCAUUUGCACCUGGAUGAACGGGGCGACUGUUUGUGUUCCCUCGGACGAAAUUCGCAUGAACAGCUUGGUCGAGUACAUUGCCGAGAAAGAUAUCAACACGCUCUUCUUGACGCCAGCUAUUGCCAGGACCAUCCGCCCUGCCGAUGUACCCAAGGUCAACCUACUCUGCGUCGGCGGCGAGGCUGUUAGUCGCGACGUCCUUGAGCAGUGGCACGGCCACAGCCGCAUUGUCAUCGCCUGGGGUCCUACCGAAACCUGCGUCAUUGCCUGUACUCACGAGAUACAGAAAGAGGGCGAAUCGCCGCUUACAAUCGGAAGACCUGUGGGUGGCUACUUGUGGAUUGUCGACCCCGAGGAUCCGACCAAGUUGGCCCCUGUGGGCACAGCUGGUGAGCUGGUCGUCCAGUCGCCCACGAUUAUGCGCGAGUACCUUGACGACCCGGAGAAGACAGCAGCGGCGGUCGUCUUCGCUGACGGCCUGCCCGAGUGGGCGCCGAAGAGAUCCAACCCCUUGUGGUCGAGGUUCUACAGGUCCGGUGACCUCUGCCACUACAAUGCUGAUGGUACCAUCGAGUUCGCAUCUCGGAAGGACUCCCAGGUCAAGAUCAGAGGUCUGCGCGUGGAGUUGGGCGACAUUGAGUACCACGUCCGCACCAACCUGCCUCGCGUGGAACAGAUCGCUGUCGACGUUUUCAAGACCGACUCUGGAGCCAGUCUUGCCGCCUUCUUCUCCUAUACCACCAAGACGGACGCCACUGACACCACCAACGAGGUCUUCGACACCUUUACCAACGAGCUCCAGGCUGAGGUCUCCACUAUGGUCAAUGACCUUAGCAAGUCAUUGCCUCCAUACAUGAUUCCGACCUUCUACAUCCCUUGUCACUUCAUGCCGACAAGCACAGCUGGCAAGCUGGAUCGCAAGAAGCUGAUCAAGCUCAUGGGCGAUCUUGAUGACAAGCAAUUGGCGGCCUACUCGCUUGACGAUGCUGAGAAGAGGGCUCUGGAGACCGUGAUGGAAAUCCGACUUGCCCAGAUCUGGGCUACCUUGCUGGGCAAGUCCACCGAGGCCAUUGGUCGGGACGACAAUUUCUUGCGUAUCGGUGGUGACUCCAUUGCUGCUAUGCAGCUCGUCACCCAAGCCCGUGACGCCGGCAUAUCCAUCACGGUCAAGGAGGUGUUUGACGACCCCAGCCUCAUAGGGAUGGCCUCUAAUGCGACGGAACUGAAGGAGGGCGCCUCAUCAGGCCGACCCAAGCGUUUCAGUCUCCUGACACCUUUCCAGAGACAGGCCAUCCAGGGCCAGGGUAUCCGCGACCAGUGUGGCCUGUCCCGUGACGAUGUCAUUGAGGAUGCCUAUCCCUGCACUGCGCUCCAAAGCAGUCUGAUGACCUUGACCAUCAAGCAGCCUGGAGCGUACAUCAUCAAGCACAUCUACAAGCUGUCUACCCAAGUGGACGUCGACCGCUUCAGGAACGCUUGGAGCAGGACAGUCGAGAUGUGCGACGCGCUUCGCACCAGAAUCGUCGACAUUGAGGACUCGUUCGCCCAGGUGGUCAUCGAGAACGAUGUCCACUGGGAAGAGGUGUCCGACACUAUGGAUCUUGGCUCAUUCAUGAACUACACCAAGACCAUCACGAUGGGAUACGGGUCACGCCUCACCCGCUACGCCAUCGUGAAGGAUACAGAUGGCGCCCAUUACUUUUUACAGAUCAUCCACCACUCGGUGUUUGAUGGCUGGAGUCGUGGCCUGCUGAUGGCGACACUUUACAGCAACUACAAGAACGAGGAGCCGUCCCCUGUCCAGCCCUACUCUGGGUUUAUCCAGUACGUCAGCGAGAUGGAUCUCGAGGCGGCCGGCGAUUUCUGGAGGCUACAACUAGAGGGCGCCAAGCCUGCCACGUUCCCUCAGCUUCCUGGUCCUGAAGCCGCCAACAAGCCUCGCGCCACCGAGCGGGUUACCAAGAGCAUCCAAUUUGGACCCUCGCUCAACAAAACAAUCACCAAGGCAUCCAUCUUACGUGCCGCAUGGGCCUUGGUGCUGGGCCGCUAUGGCGAGACCGACGAUAUCACAUUUGGUGCCACCAUCUCAGGUCGUAAUGCCCCUGUUCCUGGGCUUGAAAUGAUGGCUGGACCUGCUAUUGCUACGGUUCCCGUCCGUGUGCAACUGAACCCGGAGCAGACCGUAGCCGAAUUCCUCCAGGCCAUACAAUCUCAGGCCAUGGAGAUGACCGCCUACGAGCAAUUCGGUCUUCCCAAGAUCACGCGCAUCAGCCAGGACGCCAAGGAAGCCUGCGACUUUACAAGCCUGAUCACCAUCCAGCCUGGUCAAAGCAGCCACUCCAACAGCGCGGCUGACGAGGAAGCCUUGUUGAAUUUUGACGCCUCCAAGAUUGGCGACGCGAUGAACGAGUAUUUCAACUACCCCCUCGUCGUCGAAGCUGCCCUUCUCGACACCCACGUCGAGCUGGUCUUGACGUUUGACGCAAACCAUAUGAGCAGGGACAAGCUCACUGCCCUGUCAAAUCACUUUGACCACUUUGUCCAGCAGCUUCUGGUAUCGGAAGACGAGCCAGUCGGGUCGCUGACGGCUGCUGGUCCGUGGGAUCUCGAGCAAAUCAUCAAGUGGAACGACUAUGUCCCCGAGGCCGUCGACUCUACCCUGCCUGAUCUGAUCAGCGAGCAGGCCAGGACUGCGCCGGACCACGAAGCGCUUUACUCAUCUGCGCUGUCUCUCACCUUUGGCCAGCUGGAGGCUCUGUCCACCCAGCUGGCUGAUUAUCUCGCUGAACUUGGCGUGAAGCCUGAGACGCUUGUUCCCUUCUGCAUGGAGAAAUCCCCCUGGGCUAUUGUUGCCAUGGUCGGCAUCAUGAAGGCUGGCGGUGUCUUCAUUCCUCUUGACCCCGAGCACCCUGUCAGUCGUAGGCAGGGUCUCAUCAACCAGGUUGGUGCCGAAUACCUGGUUGUUUCCCCCUCAACACGCGCUUCGUGCGACGGCUUGGCUCCCAAUGUGGUCGAGCUAUCGGCUGCUCUGCUUGAGGGGCUGUCGCAACCCACUCAGCGGCGCUUCAAGCCUGAGCCCACCAACGGUGCCUAUGUCCUCUUCACCUCUGGCUCCACGGGUACACCCAAGGGUGUUCUCGUGGCCCACAAGGGCAUCGCCAGCUCCAUUGCUGGCCAACGCAAGAUGUUCGACUUUAGAGGCUACAGGCCACGCUUCCUACAGUUCGCCAGCUUCAUCUUCGAUGGUAGCAUUUUUGAGAUAUUCACGACGCUCACGGCUGGUGGCACCGUCUGCUUGCCAACAGACAGCGAGCGCAUGCAGCACACUGCUGGCUUCAUGGAGCGUGCUCGUGUCGACUGCGCCAUUCUUACACCGUCUUUUGCCCGAACCGUCCGUCCUUCCGAUGUUCCCACCCUCGAGAAGCUCAUGGUGGCCGGAGAGGCGCCCGGCAAGGAUACAAUGGAGACCUGGUUCGGUCGUGUGAAGCUCAUCAACGGAUACGGCCCCUCGGAGACUUGUAUCUGCUGUGCGGCUCAUACUUAUGAGAGCGCGGACACGCCUCCCACCACGAUUGGUCGUGGUGUGGCCCAUGUCAACUGGAUCGUGGAGCCAAACAAUCACAACAAGCUCACUCCCAUGGGCUGCAUCGGUGAGCUCCUGGUACAGGGACACGCUCUUGCACGCGGGUACAUCAAUGACCCCGAAAAGUCAGCGGCCGCGUUCGUCACGGACGUCGACUGGAUGCCGGCUGCCUUGGCAGGCAAGUUGCCGCAAACAUUUUACAGAACUGGUGAUCUGGUGCGGUACAACUCGGACGGUACACUGGAGUAUCAUGGACGUCGGGACACGCAGGUCAAGGUCCGUGGUCAGCGCAUGGAAUUGGGUGAGGUCGAGGAUAGGAUCAAGAAGGCUUCGGAUGCUAUUGAGCAUGUGGCGGGGCUAGUUAUUCGACACAACAAUCGUCAGACUCUGGUUGCAGUGGUCACCUUCAAGGAGGCCGAGGCAUCGUCUGACGAUGGCUCUCGCUUCCUGCCGAUGGAUGACGAGAUGAAGAAGUACCUCUCUACGCUCACAGAGGCUCUUCGCAACUCUUUGCCAGGAUACAUGGUCCCGGCCAUGCUCCUGCCGAUCAAGCAGAUGCCUUUCUUCGGCGCUUCGAUGAAGCUCGACCGCAAGACGCUUCAGCGUGUCGCGGACAGCCUGACCCAGGACGAGCUGGCAACAUUCUCUUCGGCUAGUCACGUCAAGACACCGCCCACUACCGAGGUGGAGUUCAAGCUCCGUGAGCUCUUUGCUCGCAUUCUGGAUUUGAGUCCCGAGGAGAUUGGCAAACACGACCAAUUCCUGCAGAUUGGCGGUGACUCCAUUCUGGCCAUUCAACUAUCAUCCCUUGCGCAACAGAAUGGCAUGGGCCUCACGGUGUCUCAGAUCUUCAAGGACUCCCGGCUGUCUGCCCUCGCCGAGGGCUCAUCGAGCGACAACAACUACGGCAGCUACCCCACGGAGCCCUUUGAGCUGAUGCCAGACGACAGCGUACUCGAUGUUCUCCGUCGCGAGUGCAACCUUGCCGAUGACGCACAGUUUGACGAUGUCUACCCUGCCACCAGUGUCCAAGAGGCCUUUAUGGUUGGCUCCAAGAAGAUCCCUGGCACGCUCCUGGCCACCCGUCUCUGGCGCCUGGGCUCUCACGUCGACAUUCCCACCUUCAAGGCCGCGUGGGAGCAACUGUUCCAGUACUUCCCCAACAUGCGCACUCGCUAUGUGAUGCACACGACAGGCGAGACGAUUGGUGCUGUGCUACAGGAGGAGCUGACCUGGGAGGACACCACUGGCUUCAGCGUCCACUCGUACAUGGACUACGCGGCAUGCAACAUGAAGAUGUGCUACGGCACCAGCCUGUCGCGCAAUGCCAUCAUCGAGGAGGAUGGCGAGUAUUUCUUCGCUUGGUUCCAGCACCACGCCAUCCUGGACGGAUGGACCAUGGGUCUCGUCAUCGACAACCUCUUCUCCACCUACCACGGCAUGGAGCUGCGCCCGCUCAAGAACAUUGCCAGCUUCGUCAAGUACUGCAAGUCACUGGACGAAGAAGCCAUGGCUGACUACUGGCGCGACGAGCUCUCUGGCUGCCAGCGAACCACAUUUCCACCAGAGCGUACCCCAACCACGCGCCUCCGCCACGUCACCAAGCACCACCCGAACAUCAUCAGGCUGCCCGGUGCUUUCAAGAACUACGACAUCACUUCCAGCACCAUCAUGACGGUGGCCUGCGCUGCCAUGCUUGCCCACUUUAGCAAGCAGGACGACGUGACCACCAUGACUGUGUCGUCCGGUCGCCACGCCCCCGUCGAGGGCCUCGAGAAGAUUCCCGGCUGUAUCACAGCACGUAUGCCCCUCCGCGUGCGCUUCGAUCACAACCAGACAGUACAGGAGCUCCUCAAGAAGAUCCAAGACGACGCCACCGACCGUGUCGCCUACGAGCAGUACGGCGUGCAGAACAUGUCCAAGCUCGGCACCGAGAUUGCCAAUGCCAUCAACGACACAACGAGCGUCUUCUCGAUGCAGCCCUGGCAUCAAAAGACGGCUGCCAAGGAAGGGCUCGAGGUGGACGAGGAGGACGAGGACGACAUCAAGCCGCUCCUCCAGACGGCGCACGACAAGUACUCGCUCGCCGAGACGUCUGACGGCUUCUUCACGCAGUCGCUCAUUGUGCAGUGCUGGACGGCCGAGGAGGACAUUGACAUUGAGACGUACUGGAACUCGGAGGUGCUCACGGAUCUGCAAGCCGUCGCUGCGAGUGACUACAUUGGCAAGGUGGCGUGCGCGUUUGUCGAGAAUAUGGACAGCCCUGUUCUUGAGGUGCUGCGGAAGAUGGGUUAG
Emericellopsis cladophorae is the source of this 35748-nucleotide messenger RNA. RefSeq names its product amino acid adenylation. Gene Ontology annotation, molecular function: catalytic activity; phosphopantetheine binding. The transcript is spliced from 3 exons. Lineage: Eukaryota; Fungi; Ascomycota; Sordariomycetes; Hypocreales; Bionectriaceae. Gene Ontology annotation, cellular component: cytoplasm. Gene Ontology annotation, biological process: secondary metabolite biosynthetic process; amino acid activation for nonribosomal peptide biosynthetic process. The record is from RefSeq and is a predicted model, not a curated record. The coding region runs from base 1 to 35748 and encodes 11915 amino acids.